CGAGGACAUUGACAUGGAAGAGAGGUGUUAACUGCAUUCACGCCAAUCAGAGGGAAGUAUAACCAAAGAUUCUGAGUGAGAGAGAGAGAGAGAGAGAGAGAGAGAAGAUGGAGACAGGUGAAGAGGGUGGGGCUAAGUAAUUUGUGAAGGUGUGACCAACACAAACAGAAAGAAAGCCACAUUGCUGGGAAAUCUCAUGAGACAGAAACAACGAGGAAGAGAAUAAACUGGGAGAAAUUUGGCAAACUUGGGGAAUUAUAUGAGAAGAGAGGGAAUGUGAUCAAAGGAAGUAAAACUUUGGAUUAACACCCACUUCCUCAAGAUCUCAGACUGAGAGGAUGUCGUCUUUGUCUGAAGCAGAUAGUCGGUGUGCGACUGGAGACACCAUCUGUGAGAUUCGGGUGUACGAGCAGGAGGUGAUCGUGGUGCCCGUGCUGUUCCUCUUCACCUUCUUGGUGAUGCUGAUCUUCCUGCUUCUGCUGCGGUUCUGCCCGGAGAAAGUGGACCGCAUACGACCGCAGAACAUCGGCUCAGUGAUGCGACCGCAGAGGUCCAGGAGAAACCUGCAAGGAAUCGACGCGCCCCUGGGAAUUAACCCCUUAGAGCACGAGAGCAUCGCCUUGGACGUCCCCACCUACUCCACCUUCGCCGCCCCCCAGCACACCCUCGCCGUCCCCCUGGAUGAGCUCGCGUACGCCAGCUUCAGAAGCAGCUCCCAGCAGCCCUCCGGCAUGCCCCCGGAGCUGCCCACGCAGAGGCUGCCGGAGUCCUUCAACCUGGUCUCCCCGCUCCCGCUCACCUUCUCCAUGAGGGAAGGGGACUCCGUGUCCCUGUACAGGGCCAGGAUGGGCCACAGGGACGUGAUUCUGAGAGUUCUCAAAGACUCGGCGAGCCCCAAAGAAAAGCAGUCCUUUUUGGGAUUUGCCUCCUUCCUGACACAGCUUGGGGCGCACCCCUUCCUCCCUGCGGUGCUGGGCGUGGUCUCACUGCGGGCGCCGCUGAUCACGGUCGUGGAGGAGCUGGAGAACAGGGACCUACUGGGUUUCCUGUGGAGGUGUAGGCAGGAUCAUGUGGGCAGUGAGGCUCCAUGUGACCUAACGGAGAGGCGAAUUUUCACCAUGUCCAAUCAGGUGGCCUCUGCUCUGGACUACCUUCACAAACGGGACAUUCUCCAUGGCAACGUUGGAGCACGCAGCGUGCUGGUUAGCCGGGAGCUAACAGCCAAGCUGUGGGGAUUGGGGAACGCCUAUGCACGGAAGACCCAGGAAGCCCCUGUUGUAGAGGGGCCUUGGCAGAAAAAGUGGCAGGCCCCUGAGGUAUUGGCCCGGAGAGAAGCCACACAGGGCAGCGAUGUCUGGUCAUUUGGCAUCUUGCUGUAUGAAAUGGUGACGCUAGGAGAUGCCCCAUUCCCGGAUAUCUCAGUCAAUGAGCUGAUGCAGUAUCUCCAGAGAGGAAAGACCCUGAAGAGACCAGUCAACUGCUCCAACUCACUUUACUCAAUCAUCAAGAGUUGCUGCCAUUGGAAAGAAGCCGACCGUGCCACUUUGUCUGAGGUGAUCCGCAAGCUCCAAUCAGGAGAGAAAAGUGCCAAUGACAAAUCUGUUAUUCGAGUGCCUGAGCCAAUCAACAUUGAAAAAUACCUGCAGGAGGCGGGAUAUGGGGAAACCCACAACUACACUGUGUUCUGAUGUGCUGUUGGACUGAACAUCACGUGCAAUAGGGUGAUACUGAAGACAUGGGUGGUAGAUUGAGAUUUGUAGACUUGAACGCAGUAUCACUGUGGUAGCUAUUAUGACAGUUUACAUCUCGUUUACAAACAUUAUGUACAGUAAGAGUAAUAUAUUGCAAGUAUCGUGUCAAGAAAAAUCUGUAACUCUAAAUCAACCUUUCCCUUUGUUAUUGUAAAAUACAAUAUUUUUCUAUUAUGACACCUACAGUUAUGAGGUGUCAGUGCGUCAAAGCAUUCCUGCAUUGUUGGCGUGACCAUACAUGCAGUAUUUCUGGUUUCUGGUCGUCGUGGAGAUCUGCUGAGUCAGUGCACCGGUAGAGCGAGUGGAGUGGAAUGUAUGCCACCAGGAUUACUUUGUUUGCCGAUGGAGUGAAUGCAUAACAACUCCACAGAGCAAGAGAGGCUUUGGCUUCCUGCCAAGCUAACACUGACUCCAGUACUUUUUCAGCUUGGAGAUUUUAGUCAGUAGACAUUAUGCAGGGCUAAUUCAUAGCACUUUCAGUAAGUAAAUUAUAUAUAUAUUUCUUGAUGAAAUUUGGGAGGGGUCUGUGUUUGGUGGGGCUGCAGAAGAAUAUCACAAAAACGUCAAAACCUUCUGUUACUUUCAUUUUAAAAACAAUUCACUCUACUACUUUCACUUAAAGUGCUUAUCAUAACGAUUUUAUGUUUGUUCAUGAAUGAAAGGAAGAAUUGCCAAUUUCAAAUAAAAUGCUAUUUAAUGACA
Molecule: messenger RNA, 2453 nt
Organism: Anguilla anguilla (European eel)
Lineage: Eukaryota; Metazoa; Chordata; Actinopteri; Anguilliformes; Anguillidae
Gene: styk1b
Product: serine/threonine/tyrosine kinase 1b
Exons: 10
Coding region: 339-1688 (449 amino acids)
Biological process (GO): multicellular organism development; cell surface receptor protein tyrosine kinase signaling pathway; positive regulation of kinase activity
Cellular component (GO): signaling receptor complex
Molecular function (GO): transmembrane receptor protein tyrosine kinase activity; ATP binding
Source: RefSeq, a predicted model, not a curated record